Messenger RNA from Mobula hypostoma (lesser devil ray), 7543 nucleotides. RefSeq names its product sema domain, immunoglobulin domain (Ig), transmembrane domain (TM) and short cytoplasmic domain, (semaphorin) 4D (gene sema4d). Lineage: Eukaryota; Metazoa; Chordata; Chondrichthyes; Myliobatiformes; Myliobatidae. Bases 1114 to 3702 code for a protein of 862 amino acids. The record is from RefSeq and is a predicted model, not a curated record. Gene Ontology annotation, biological process: negative regulation of axon extension involved in axon guidance; negative regulation of transcription by RNA polymerase II; ossification involved in bone maturation. Gene Ontology annotation, molecular function: semaphorin receptor binding; chemorepellent activity. The transcript is spliced from 15 exons. Gene Ontology annotation, cellular component: plasma membrane.
GGAAGUCAGUGUUUGUGCCAUCAGGUUGGAGGCUACUCAAACGGAAUACAAGCUGUUGUUCCUCCAACUCAAGUGUGGCCUCAUCACGAUAGUGGAGGAUGCCACGGAUAGACAUAUUGGAAUUGGAAUGGGAGGUGGAAUUAAAAUGGGUGGCCACUGGGAGAUCCCACUUCUCCUAGCGGAUGGAACGCAGGUGCUUGGUGAAGCAGCCUCCCAAUCUAUGUCGGGUCUCCCUGAUGUACAGGAGACCAGAACGGGAGCACCGGACACAGUAUAUGACCCCAGCAGACUCACAGGUAAAGUGUCACCUCAUCUGGAAGGACUGUUUGGAGCCCUGAAUGGUAGUGAGGGAGGAGGUGUAGGGGCAAAUGUCACACUUGUUCUGCUUGCAAGGGUAAGUUCCAAGAGGAAGAUCAGUGGGGAGGGACGCAUGGACAAGGGAGCCAUGUAGGGAGUGAUCCCGGGAUCCCUGCAGAAAGCAGAAAGUGGGAGUGAGGGGAAAAAGGUGCUUGGUGCUGGGAUCCCGUUGGAGACGGUGGAAGCUCCGGAGAAUUAUGUGCUGGACGUGGAGGCUGAAGGGGUGGUAGGUGAGGACAGAGAACUUUUCUCUGAGCCCCUUUAUGGGCAACAGUUUAGAGCCAGGGCAAUAAUAACGCUUUGUGGGUAUUCCCAAUAUUUCUUUUGUAGAAAGUGUUACAUGGCUAUGUCUCUCGGGAAUUCCUGACCUAUGACUGCUUAAAGCGAAGGACAGAGAACCUAUAGUCAUUGUGAGCACAGAAGUGAAGCUUGGUGCCUCCCACACUUCCUACCUAUCAAAUACCAGCUGCCCCACUUGUAACAAGCAAGUUGGCCUCAUCACAGAACUAGCCGGGAAGCAAGUCCAUCUCAAUUCCAAGUGGACGUGUAUCCUGGGACUGCAAUUAGAAGGUGAGCAGAAAUGUACAAAUGAGUUAUCAGUUCAAGUGACUGACUCAAGGAGCCAAAUUCGUGUGCCUUCGCCACUUGGACAACUUCCUCUUCAAUACUUGUGAUGUUGGAUUAGUCAAGUACAGUUACUUCUGGGUUUGUGGAUUUCUCUUCACAUUUUUAUAACAACUCUACAACUGCCACACAAUGAAAAGACGGAAUAUGGCACUUGUUGCAUUAUACGUGACUCUUCACCUGGUUCGACUUUCGUAUUGUAGCCUUGCUGUUCCAAGGACCGUGUGGAAAUAUGGAGAAGUAUCUUUGAUCACUUUUUCUGCCACUGGGGUGUCAAAUUAUUCCACACUGUUGCUUAAUGAAGAUCGAGGAGUGUUGUAUGUGGGUGCCCAGGAAGCCAUCUUUGCUGUGAACAUGUUAGAUGUUUCGGAUAAAAGGCAUGAGGUCUUCUGGAAAGUCUCAGAUGAAAAGCAAAGAAAUUGUGCUGCUAAAGGGAAAUCCAAAGAGACAGAAUGCCUAAACUACAUUCGAAUAUUGCAUGAAUUUGAUGAUGAAACCCUCUAUGUCUGUGGGACUUUUGCAUUUCAACCAACUUGUGACUACCUUUCAAUUAAGAACUUUACUCUGCAACAGAGAAAUGAGGAAGGUAAAGGCAAGUGUCCAUUUGACCCUGCUCAAAAAUACACUUCUGUAAUGGUUGAUCAGGAGCUUUAUUCGGGAACUGUAUACAAUUUUCUAGGGAGCGAGACAGUCAUUCUUCGGGGUCAUUUAAGGACAGAGUAUGCAAUACCCUGGCUAAAUGAACCAAGUUUUGUCUACUCUGACGUGCUAAGGAAGAGUGAAACUAAUUUGGACAGUGAUGAUGAUAAGAUCUAUUUUUUCUUCACUGAAGUGUCUAUUGAAUAUGAAUUCUUCAGCCGAAUUCUAGUGCCAAGAAUAGCUCGAGUGUGCAAGGGUGACCAAGGAGGAUCAAGAAUUCUGCAGAAAAGAUGGACGUCAUUUCUUAAAGCUCGGCUAGACUGCUCUCUUCCUGAGUCACAUUUUGUCUUCAAUAUCAUUCAGGAUGCUUUUGUUUUGAAAACUUCGCAUUGGAAUGAGACUGUGUUUUAUGGUGUAUUUACAUCACAGUGGAGUAACUUGGAAAUGUCAGCGGUUUGCAGUUUUAACAUGUCCAAAGUGGAGGACAUUUUCUCUACUGGGAAAUUCAUGCAAAGUGCCACCUUUGAUCAGUCCCACGUGAAAUGGGUCAGAUUUGGAGGAUCAAUUCCCUUGCCACGUCCUGGCUCGUGCAUAAACAAUGAAGCGAGAGCUCUGAAUUUCAGUAACACUCUCAUGCUGCCAGACAGAACUCUCCAGUUUGUUAAGGAUCACCCUCUGAUGGCAGAUGCAGUUACCCCCAUUGGAAAUGCCCCUAAAUUGGUCAAGAAAAAUGUCAACUAUAUUCAGAUUGUUGUGGACAGAGUCAGAGCACUUGAUAACCAGCUAUAUGAUGUCAUGUUUCUUGGUACAGAUAAAGGAUUGUUGCAUAAAGCAGUUAACUUUGAUAAUAAAAUGCAUAUAAUUGAAGAAGUGCGUAUUUUUCCAGUUUCUGAGCCUGUACAGACAUUAGUUUUGUCCAAGCAGGACAGAAGGUAUAUCUAUGCAGGGUCUCAUUCGGGAGUUGUCCAAGUUCCUGUUGCUUCCUGUGAAAAAUACAAAACCUGCACAGAUUGCAUUUUGGCAAGGGAUCCUUAUUGUGCAUGGAAUCCGCAGAGUAAACGCUGCACCUCGAUUAUGAAGAGCAACAACCAUAAUGAUUUGUUGCAGUUUCUGAAUGGAAAUGCAACUCUGUGCAGAACCAAAGAUGUGGAACCUGUGUCGUCUGAAGAGCGUGUAGUGGAAAAAGGAGGGUUGACUGAAUUGACGUGCCUACCUGCAUCCAGACUGGCUAAAGUUACGUGGAAGUUAAAUAACAGACCUAUCAAUAAGAGUUCAAAAUAUCGAGUUGAUCAAAACAAUCUGCUGAUUCUUCAUCUUUCUGAAGCUGAUUCCGGUGUCUAUGAUUGCUGGACCAUGGAAGCUGUAAUGGGAGAUGACUAUGAGCAGCUAGUGAAAAGGUAUUCUCUGAUCAUUGGGGGUCCAUCCAACGUGAUAACUGCAGCUCCAACUACACCUCUUACUCAGACGGAAGGUAAAUUAGCAACACCUUUGACGAGCACAGAUAAAGAAAGGAGAUCUCCUCACACAGUCACAAUCCGGAGUCAAACUGAGGUUUCCACUUCAACUGUGUUCCAGAGUUCAGCUGGCACAUCCUCAACCCCCAUGCUUAUGCCUAUAACUAAUAAUGAUAUUAAAAUCGAAACUAAUAUUGUCAGAAGGGUUGCUGAGUCUGAAGGAACUAAUAGUAUUCUCUUGUUUUUCUUUGUGGUAAUUGUGCUUCUGUUCCUAAUGCUAGUUACUUACAAUUGUUACAUGAGAUAUUUGCCAGGGCCUUGCCUGAAACUUUGCUUGUAUAAAGUUGGUAAUGGGAAGAAGCCAAAAUUUGAUUAUGAUAAUGUUUCUGAGGAGCUUGUAAAACAACCGGCAGUGAAAAUCAAUGGAGAUAAUCAAGGUAGUGAACAGAUUGCUACUGGCGACAGGGGUUAUGAAACUGAAUCAGACUGUGGGAACGGGAAAAUUUCUAAUACAGAGAAGCCCCAAGAGCUAAAGCAAAUUCAGGAAAAUUGCUCCAUCAAAUCUGUUGAUCCAGAGAAAGAUGCAGAUAUUAAAUACAUUGAUGAGGAAGCACAGAGUCUUUGCUAGCAGUUGGUCGUAUGUGUACAGCUUAAAAUGGGAGAAUAGGAAGUUUUUAAGAAACAAUAUAGAUCAUGAAAUGCUGUAUUAAAAAUUUGUUUUAGAUUAGAAGAAACCUUUGAAAAUAAUGUUAUAAGUGAAAAUCAUUCUCUUGUAUUCAACCUGCAUUAUAUUCAGCAGUCUGAUUAGAAUUAAUGUUUUCAUUAUCUAGGUAAUUUGUAGUACAUUCCAAAUUGGAAAUUAUUCAUUUAUCAGAUUGGUAAAUCUCAAAGUACUGUCCAAAUUGGAGCAUGAAUCUCUUUUGCAUACACUGUAUAUGUAAUAUUUUGUAUUGCACUGAAAUUUGAAUAAUAUUCUGUAGCAAUAUUUAUAGCUUAUUGCUGUAUCUAAUGUAGGUUGAUGCCUUUGUUUCUGCUAACAUUGUACUCCUCAGGGAUCAGACAGUGAAUCGUAGAUUUGUGGGCUUUCUUUAACUUGCCUCCUGAAAAUAGAGGAAAGACUUUGUGUGUGUGUGUGUUUGUGUCCAACUUUAAAUGAUGUAUAUGUGGUACAGUGAAGCAUGGGGUCUCCAGGCCUUUGACUUAAAGAAGAAAUGCAUUUCAGAAGGGGGGGGAAAAAUGCAUUGUUAAAGUGUUUUUACUGAGCCAUAGCUGUAGCACAGGGCCUAGUUGAAAAGACUAUCCUUACCUGUGGAAGAUUAGUAUUAUUAUUUAACUGAAUAUUGUGACCAAUAUGGAUGCAUUGCUACAGAAGUGGCACUUCUUAACUGGUAUAGUAUGAAUCAAAUAAUAUACUUGGACAAAAACAUGAAAAUUACCAGCCAGCUGCAUCUUUCGCAAAGUCGUUGGUUCUUGGCUCUGGACUUUGAAAGACCUGAUGUGAUGGAUCUAGAGGACCAACAGAAAUGCACGGCAAUUAUGUUUUGCUGCUACAGAUAUUGGAUUGUUUUAGUAACCCACUGAACUGCUAUAGAAAAUUAGAGCAAUGGGUGCAACUAACCAGCUUUCUAAUCUCCUGUUGGAUGGCAGCACAAGACACUUGUAUUUUAAGUUUAUAUAUAUGUAUAUAAAUAGUAAGCAUUUCAUUUUCUGGGAUCUUUACUGCUGCUGUGCAUGUAUAUAUACAAAAAGAUAUUCCUUUUGAAAUUUUAUUCAGCAAAUUUUUGCAUUUUUAUUUUUGAGUUAGUGUAGGGAAGUUGUUUCAUGUACUACAUGUAGUGGUGUAAAAAAUUGUGUAUAAAAUUUUAUUUUUGUAAUUGUAAACAUGAAUUGAGGGCUACAAAGAUACUGUCACCAUUUACAAAAAUAACAUUUGACUGAGCUGUGUAUGCGUGUGUGUCUGCGUGUGCAUGUGCACUUGGGUGUUCCAGUUGUUGAUCUGCUGUGCAAUCCAAAAUUAAUGAAGCCCUUAAGUGCCACUACUUCUGUCUGACACAAUCCAGUGAUCUAUUAUCCUGUACUGCACGACUGAUCUUCUUUGUAGCAUUUGUAUCUUUGGAACUCUGUUUGCUUCGUACCUUUUCUGUCUCACAGCUUCUCCUGUUUUACCUUUCACUCCUCUUGGUCCCACCUCCACCUGCUGGGCAUGAUCCACCACCUACCCUUGCUCUUACCCUAUCUGAAGGGUCUUCUCAUGAGCGGUCCAGUGCAGUUAUCCAGCUAUUGCCACCGCUGCUCAGCGAUCAGACAAACACUGUUUGUAGCCCUGGAUCUGUUCAUCUCUUCUGUCAAGCGAUUGGUGAGUAACAGGAAUGUAUGUUUGUACAUUAGAUGAGGGGUAAGGAGAAGCCAAAUUAACCUGUUCAGUGCUGCAGAUUGCUUUCAUUCUUCUUUCUAAACAAGAGGGUUAAACAUAAUAACAGCAAAUGCAAAUUUAACAUUUAUGAUAUAUUGAAAAUCGUGAGCCAUUUCCUGCAUUUGUUGGAUUUUCUGUACAGUAAUGUAAAGAGUUUUAUUAAGUAUGUGGAAUGAUAUACCUAGUGCUCUUUGUCUUUCACUUGGUGAAAUAUGGUAAUGUUUGUAUAGUGGUCAUUUUGAAAUAGAUUUUUUAACCAAAUUCUGCAAUAAAUUUCAAAAUGCAAAAAUUCAUUGUACUUUGAGUAUAAAUCAAAUAGUGUACAUGAGUGGUGUAAUGUGUCUUGUCUGAUUGGUGUUAAUUAUAUGGAAAAUGCAGGAGCAGGAAGAUAACAUUCCUGAGUUGGAACCUUGGAGGUUUGCACUAAUGGUCUAGAAAUUUGUCCUAUCAGGAAGUUUAGAUUUAGUUAGUUUAAAUAUGUCUGGAAUGGAACAGCAUCAGAGAUAGUGACCUUAAAAUGUUGUCGUUAAAAUCUCAUCUCCUCCAGUUCAAAGAAAUGAAUGAUGAUACAGUGCCUAGGGAGAUAGAACGAUAUCCAAAGGCCUUGGAAGGACAAAAGGAGGACUAGACUUGCAGUAAUAUACACCCAGGCAGCUGGAGAUAUUAACACUAGUCAUGCUGUGACUAAGAUGGGACAGGUGCAAGAGACCAAUUCUCCUCCUCCAGUUCUCUUAGAAUUAGAAAAUAAAUAGGUGUUGAGGGAAGAAAAAGAUGGAAGCUAUGGGGGGGGGGGGAAUGGACUAGAACUUUAAAAUUAAAACAUUGUCUAUCAAGAGACAAUGUUAAUCUUCCAACUAUCAUGGAGCAGUAUUAAAGGGACUUGGUUUGAAAGUGGGAACGGAGUUUAGGAUGAACUCAAGUUUGUGGAGGGUGGAAAUGGCAGAUUGGUUAGGAACCCAUUGGGAUAGAUUUCAAUAUCAUUUGUGAUGAGGCAGGUGCAAAAUGUGUUACUUCUUAUUCAUGAGGCAAGCAGCGUACAAGUGUAGAAUGACAGUGGUGAAAUUGAGAUUAUAAUCAUGAUUUUGAGAUGAUAUUACAUUGGGCAGCAUGUGGUAGAGGAACAGUAAGGACGAACAACAGAUUCUCAAGAGUCCUGCAGCACAGAGGAAAGAAUUAUUACAGGCGAUUCUUGGGUUGUCACCAAAUGGUUGGGAAUAAGUUGAGGCCUGUUCUGCAUAACAGGAUGUUAGAGGAGGGUGGUGUAGUUGAUUAUGUUGAAGGAUGCAGACUUCCCUCAGGAGGAAUGGAUCAUACAUCACAGUCACAGAGGAUGUCAUUGGUUACUUUCUGGAAUGGAGUGUUUCAUGUAGUGCCAGGAUGGCAAACCAGUUAGAGAUAUUAAGUUUUUGAUGACUUCCUUGGUGGUUAAUAUGUAUCUGGUUGUGUUUCGUGAAUCAGAUAUGUAUAGGUAUUUUCUUCUGUCAGGGAUCUUUAGAAAUGUAUGCCUACAUUCGACUUGUACUGAUCCUGCAAGGGUAUUUAUUAUAUCCACAGAAAAUACAUCUGCACUUACUUAACAAAGCAUAUACAUUGAUUGUUCACCUGAAAAGCAACCUACAGCUAAAUAGCCAGUAAAGAACUGGAAGUUUUUUUUUAUGAGAACACCGCUUCAAAGGUAAAUACACUACAAAGAACUUUAACUGGACAAGCUUAUGUAGCUGUUUUGGAGAUGGUGACUUGGUACAAAUGGAUCACUGAAAUACGACAACUGCUUAUCUACAGCAGUAUCUAAGAAAAUGGAGAUUGAAGUGAAUAAUGAUUCUCUGCUGUUGGUAGAAAUUGCUGUGGUUUUGAAGUGAGGUGCUGCCAAAUGUCCAAAUAAUGUGUGUGGUGAACUUCAUUAUCCUGUGUCAGGACCUGAGCUUUAUUCCUGAUGAACAUUUCCAAAAGGCCGAAAAGGCAAGUGAUCUUCACUGAAUAGCAGUGACCAAUGUUUUUGUUUUAAACGUAUGUAGGAUCAGAGUCUACUAUCAUUAAAUAUGUUUCAAAACUAUUG